Messenger RNA from Ictalurus furcatus (blue catfish), 790 nucleotides. It is a transcript of the gene mrps14, whose product is annotated as mitochondrial ribosomal protein S14. The transcript is spliced from 3 exons. The coding region runs from base 178 to 579 and encodes 133 amino acids. Gene Ontology annotation, biological process: translation. Gene Ontology annotation, molecular function: structural constituent of ribosome. Gene Ontology annotation, cellular component: ribosome; mitochondrial small ribosomal subunit. NCBI's taxonomy places the organism in Eukaryota, Metazoa, Chordata, Actinopteri, Siluriformes, Ictaluridae. The record is from RefSeq and is a predicted model, not a curated record.
AGGGAAUAGUGAGUGAGUGAAUGCAGACACAGCUUAUGUCUAUGCUGUAAAACACCAAGGAAGAAGAUGAAGUAGUAGAAGCUACACGUUGCAUCAUAACCACUAGAUGGCGGUAACGGCGUUGAUGUUGAUCCGGGCCGCGUCUACACGAGGAAAUGUAACGUGUCCGCUAGCAAAAUGCUACGUUCAGGUUUGGGGUUACUUCAGUCAUCAUUCCAGUUCACUAAACAGGCAUGCAGAAGUUCACUGGGAAUCAUGGAGCACGUACGAGGUUAUUACGUCGACUGGAGGAUGCUGCGAGAUGUGAAAAGAAGACAGAUGGCGUAUGAGUACGCAGACACAAGACUGCGGAUCAACGCCAUCAGAAAGAACACACUUUUACCUAAAGAGUUACAGGAAGUAGCUGAUAAAGAAAUCGCGGCAUUGCCCCGAGACAGCUGCCCGGUGCGUAUCCGCAACCGAUGUGUGGUUACGUCGCGACCCCGUGGAGUGAAACGCAGGUGGCGUCUGAGCCGCAUCGUCUUCAGACACCUAGCAGACCAUAGCCAGAUGUCAGGCAUACAGAGAGCGAUGUGGUGAAAAUGUCACAGUGAACAAUUCAGUGUCGAUGACUUGUGGCUUCAGUAUGGAGAAGCCAGAGAUCAAAGUGUUCACAAUCCCAGCAGAAACGUAUCAUCCACGUGUGCACAUGAAUUGCUGUUUUUGAAGAUAUUGUCCUGUAAAGUGUGUUAAUAAUCUGGGAAAUAUUUUGUUGCUCUGAGCAUAAUAAAACUUAUUCUGUAUGAUGCUA